Messenger RNA from Mesorhabditis belari, 1194 nucleotides. Lineage: Eukaryota; Metazoa; Nematoda; Chromadorea; Rhabditida; Rhabditidae. The record is from the annotation of a GenBank genome assembly.
AUGCGCAAAUUUCUGCUAUUGAUACUGAAAUUUUGUGUGUUUCUUCGAGAAACGCUUGCCGAUCCCGAAUUGCUCAAUGUGCAAGUGAUAUUUCGACACGGCGCCCGAACGCCGACCGUUCGUUUCAAAGCGGCGAUUGUCCCCAGGGAAUACGAGAAAAAGCCGAUCGGAGCACUGACUACGCGAGGUCUCCGGCAACAGUACGAGACAGGUCUAAAGCUGAAAUCGAGAUACAUAGACAAGUAUCGUCUCGUGUCGAAAUCUUUCAAUCAAUAUGAGACUCUUGUCCUUUCCGCGAUGGACGAUCGUUGCUUGCAAUCCGCUGUCGCUAAUAUGGCCGGUUUCUUCAGUAAUCCUGAGUUAGGAGAGGAUUGGCCUUUUAAUUGGAUGCCCGUCCCCAUUCACACAGGAACCUAUCCGGAUCGAAUUUUCGAGCCAGGUCAAGGUUGCCCGCGUUACACUCAAACAAAAGACGAGCGAACACAAUUACCGGCUUUUAAAGAAUUUGAAGAACAAUAUCAGGAAAUUAUCACGGAUUUUGUCGCGAAUACGGGUGAGAAAUGGAGAAGCUUAUUCGAGCUGAACCCGUUCGUUGACGCGAUGGUUUGUGCGAAAGAGCACAAUUUGACGUUUCCCGAUUGGCUGACGCUUGAGCGCUUGACUGAGGCCAGAUGGGCGCUCAAUAAAAAUUUCGAUUAUCGAUGGGGACACGAAUUGAACGGUGAACGAAACGAGCUCGUCGUCGCGCUCCGAGCCGGCCCAAUGCUUAAAGCGUUGAUCUCAAAUUUCACUCAAAACUCCACCCACAAAUAUACGGCCUAUUCAGCGCAUGAUUCAACCCUAUUAGCCGUUUUGACAGCACUUGGGAAACGGACACAAUACGACAUUUUGGAGAACGAUUGGCCUGAUUAUGCGGCGACAAUGGUUUUCGAGCUGUGGAAAAUGGAUGAUGGGCAAUUGAGGGUUAAGUUCCUCUACUCGUACAACUCGGUUGACCCGAAAUUCCACGAUUUCACGAACACAAUCGAUGGAUGCCCAGAUGAAGGAAUGUGCCCGGUGAAGAAUAUCAUAAUGAGCCUCAAGAAGUUUAUCCCGAAAAAUAUGGAUAUGGCUUGUGCAGUAAAAGAUCAAAAAGGAAUGCUAAAAAAGACGCUUCACGAGCCGCGCCGUGUCCCUCAUAUACAAGUGUUCGAG